Molecule: messenger RNA, 366 nt
Organism: Rotaria sp. Silwood1
Lineage: Eukaryota; Metazoa; Rotifera; Eurotatoria; Philodinida; Philodinidae
Source: the annotation of a GenBank genome assembly
AUGGUGAGAGCAACAGUAAGUCGUUCAGCAUUUUUGUGGCGAUUAAUCAAUGAUAAACCAAAUUCAGAAGACAGAUUUCAUCAUAAUGAUGGUGAUUCAAAGAAAUUCGAAUGUUUAAUGAAUUAUUUAGUAAAAAAUCGUGUACCAGAUAUUUUACCAUGCAGUGUUCGAGAUUUAUAUAAUGAAACAUUAUUCUAUGAUAAACAGGAUAAAAGCUCGAAAUCUCCUUCCAAAACUUCAUUGUCUUCAUCUUCAUCAAAUGACUCGUGUUCAGAAUCGGCCAAACAUUUUAUGAAACAAUUAACAGUUGAAGAUGUUAAAACAUGGCUUCAACAAACAAUGUUUCAUCAUUUAGCUGAAAUAUGA